Messenger RNA from Solanum dulcamara, 699 nucleotides. Its product is annotated as protein SMALL AUXIN UP-REGULATED RNA 51-like. Lineage: Eukaryota; Viridiplantae; Streptophyta; Magnoliopsida; Solanales; Solanaceae. The transcript has a single exon. The record is from RefSeq and is a predicted model, not a curated record. The coding region runs from base 66 to 398 and encodes 110 amino acids. Gene Ontology annotation, biological process: response to auxin.
ACCACACUCCUUUUCUUAAUUCCUGUUUUUCUCUCAAACCAUUUUUUUUCUUUCUCUUUCAAGAAAUGACUAUUAGGAAAUCAAACAAGUUGUCACAAACUGCAAUGUUGAAGCAAAUUCUAAAAAGAUGUUCAAGUUUGGGAAAGAAAAGUAGUACUAAUGGAUAUCAAGAGGAACAAGAAGGUCUUCCAAUGGACGUACCAAAAGGUCAUUUUGUAGUAUACGUUGGAGAAAAUCGAACAAGGUACAUUGUUCCAAUUUCCAUUUUGUCACGGCCCGAAUUUCGGGUACUACUUCAACGGGCCGAAGAAGAAUUCGGAUUUGAUCACGACAUGGGACUUACAAUUCCUUGUGACGAAGAUUUUUUCGAAUCUCUAACUUCCUCAAUGCUAAGGUAAAUAAAAAAGACGAAAAUUAGUCGCCAGUAAGUUCCCAACGGAGUUAGUUAAAUCUCCAGUAAAUUCUUUAUAACGGAAGUUCAGGAAUCUACUUUAUUGCUUCUAUCUUUUUUUCUAUUUUUGUAUUUAUUUUUUUUGGCUUUUGGGAUCUUGUGUUUAUUGUUAUAAACUAACUGGAAACCUGGUGAAGGGUAUGUUUGUAAAUCUCAAAAGUUUGUAAUUUUCCUCAUAGUGGUGUUUGAUAAUAUUUGUACCCUAUGAGAGAAUUAACUAAUUACUAUAAUAUAUAUAAGUUAUAUAA